AGAUGCCUCGCGCCUUUAGAAAUUAUAGAAAAACCUACAAAGUUCCUCGGCGUCCUUUUGAAUCUGCCCGUUUGGAUGCAGAACUUCGGCUUUGUGGGGAAUAUGGGUUGAGAAAUAAGCAAGAAAUUUGGAGAAAUCUUUUAAUUCUUUCAAAAAUUCGCCGAGCAGCACGGGAAUUAUUGACACUUGAUGAUAAGGACCCUCGAAGACUUUUUGAAGGUAAUGCUUUAAUUCGUCGACUUGUACGGAUAGGUGUUUUGGAUGAAACAAAAAGAAAAUUAGAUUAUGUAUUGGCAUUGCGUAUUGAGGAUUUCCUUGAACGACGACUUCAAACACAGGUGUUUAAGCUUGGCCUUGCAAAAAGUAUUCAUCAUGCACGUGUCCUUAUUCGUCAACGUCAUAUUCGUGUGGGGAAACAAAUUGUUAAUGUUCCAUCUUUUUUGGUACGAUUGGAUUCUCAAAAACAUAUUGAUUUUGCUCUUAAUUCACCAUUUGGUGGUGGACGGCCUGGUCGGACACGGCGUAAAAAACUUUCUGCUAAAGCAGAAAUAGAUACUGCAGAGGAAGAGGAAUAAAAAAACUUUUUUGCGU
Pneumocystis murina B123 is the source of this 591-nucleotide messenger RNA. RefSeq names its product 40S ribosomal protein S9. The annotation marks the transcript as partial. Gene Ontology annotation, molecular function: rRNA binding; structural constituent of ribosome. The transcript has 4 exons. Gene Ontology annotation, biological process: translation; positive regulation of translational fidelity. Gene Ontology annotation, cellular component: cytosolic small ribosomal subunit. NCBI's taxonomy places the organism in Eukaryota, Fungi, Ascomycota, Pneumocystomycetes, Pneumocystales, Pneumocystaceae. The record is from RefSeq and is a predicted model, not a curated record.